GCAAAGCGCGGCGUGACGUCACUGUUUCAGCACCGGUCUCCUGCCAGUCUAGCAGACAGCUGAGAGGGUUUCUAGACUGACUGGGGGGUCUUGGCCCAGCACGGUGUUGUGUUAUCGAGGCGUUGGAGUCCAUAUUGUGUUUAAAUGGCGAAAACGUACGAUUACCUGUUCAAGCUGUUGCUUAUCGGAGACAGCGGAGUGGGAAAGACAUGUCUGCUGUUCAGAUUCAGCGAGGACUCCUUCAACACCACCUUCAUAUCCACAAUAGGUGAGUACCCUGCAGCCGCCCCUCGGGAUAAAUCUGACAUUCUCCACCCCGGUUACUAGAGAAUACAGCGACUUAAUGCAUUACAGUAAACAAAAUAACCACAAUGCAAGGGCAGGUUAACUUAUUUUCAUUGUAUGAACAGACCUGUAAUAUUUUAAGACUAGCAGCUGCAUCAGAUCAGACAAUGGGACUGACAAAUUAUUAGGAUCCCGUCCUUGACGGCUCAACGGUAGGCAACCAUUAAUAAGAUUAUAUUGAUCAAAGAUAAAAAUAUAAAUAUGUUUCUUCUUUGGGAAGAUUCUUGACAUUUGAAUUCCUCUUGGUCUUGAUUUAUGGUUGUUGUAUUUGCCAUAUCCUUUGCAUACCAUAUACUAAAGCAGCUGGCUGUGAUUUGAAGUUGAGUGGGGCACUCCUCUCUCCCCUCUGUAACUUGACAUGAGAUAAACAGCCCAGGUGCAAAUUCAUAUACUAUAUUAUACUAUACUAUAGUAUAAUAUUAUAUAAUUUAAUAUAAUAUAAUUGCGUACACUGAUUAGUCUGUGGUUUUUUAAUGCAUCACAGGAAUAGACUUCAAAAUCCGAACAAUCGAGCUGGAUGGAAAGAGAGUAAAACUUCAGAUUUGGUGAGUGUACUUAGGCUUUAGUUUCUUCUUGUGACACAAGUGUGUGUUCACUAUUGAUAGUCACUUAAUGCUUUCAGGGACACUGCAGGGCAGGAAAGGUUUCGCACCAUCACCACGGCUUACUACAGAGGAGCAAUGGUGAGUCUGUGGUUAACACUACAUUUAACCCCCUGUGGGUCUGUUUUAUGCCAUCAUUUGUGUAACUAUUUGCAGAGAUGAUGUUUUUUCUUUGCAGGGUAUUUUGCUGGUGUAUGACAUCUGCAAUGAGAAGUCUUUUGAAAACAUUAAAAACUGGAUUAGAAAUAUUGAAGAGGUAAACCCUGAUUAAGAACACUAUUUUUCAUAUUUUUUGCUUAUAAUGACUGUUGAAUUGAAGCACAAUGUAAAGGCCUACUACUGUAAUAAAAACAAACGACUUAAAGUUUAUCUUUUAUUUUUUAAUGUUUCAGCAUGCCUCGUCUGAUGUGGAGAAGAUGAUUCUGGGGAACAAAUGUGACAUGACUGACAGGAGACAGGUGUCCAAAGACAGAGGAGAAAAAGUGAGUCAUAUAGCUCAGUCACAGCAGACUCAUACAAAUGAAAUGUCUGUCAGGGGUUCAUGAUUUUCAUUCAGUAAAACUUCCAUUUCUUUUGUCUUCCUUAGCUGGCUAUUGAUUAUGGAGUUAAGUUCUUGGAAACCAGUGCAAAGUCAGGCUUAAAUGUAGAAGAGGUAAGCAUUUUUAAACCCUAAUGUACCAUGUAGCAUAACCAAUCAAUCUACUCAUUAUUAUAUUUCAUUGUUCCCUCUUGUCAUUGUAGGCUUUUUAUACUGUGGCGCGCGACAUAUUACAUAACCUGAGCUCAAAGACAGUAAGUGAUCAAGAGAUGCUUAAAAUAGAUGCUCAUUUAAGGGGGACAUUUCAAGUGUGAGCUUUCUAUUAAUGAAAACACAUUUUUUGAAUAGACAGGAGCAAAGUAUUCAUACUAUAACAAAAACAGCAUUUCUAAACUUCAGAGAAAUGAAUCGACCAUUUUCCCAGUCAUGCUUUUCCUAGAAUUAAUAAUUUAUAAAUGUCAUUUUUGGAAAGAUUUUAUCAUUUUUUAAAGCAUUUAUGUAAAAGGGGGUGUUUUUUUGUCACCAUUCUUUGUAAAGUAACAAAAAGUCAACAUUUUAAAUACAAAGUUAGAAAAUGUAUUAGUAAUAUAUAUCUAAGGGUUUGAGCUCAUUUAAUGAACACUUAAUUCUUCAACCAGCAUAAAUGUAUUCAGUUCUUUGAAAUUGUCUCAAAGUAUUUAGAAAUCUGAUAAUAAGUCAGCUACAUAUAUCGUUGAGGCAACAUUUGAUCUCUAUCCUCACAUCCCCCUCACCCCUCAUAAAACAACAUCUGUGCUUUCACUUAAUUUAAACUCAAUGUGAAGCCCUUCUUAUUUAAGGCUCUUGUAUUUAACAUUACUACUAUCAUUUCUUUCUUUACUAGACUGACAACAGUGCUGGGGGGUCAGGCAAACCGAUCAAGAUCACAGAGAAAAAAUCAAAGAGGAUAAAAUUCUUCAAGUGUUCGCUCCUCUAAGCAGCGAGUCUCCAGUGUUCACGACUUGAGCAUGACUUUGUCGUGUUUUGAAGGGUUCUUGCCUUCCAGGUGUCCUCACAGCAGCUCUAGUGCUCACAUUCAAAGGGCCUUACCGCCAGCUGAAGCUCACAGGUUACGAGUGGUUAAGACGCCGCCCUGAUCUGUUGACCAGAUGAGGAUCAAUGAGGACUGAGGCCCUAUACUGUGUAUACAUUCAUGCAAAAGACUGGAGUGUGGGGUGGUUAGCAUUGGUUUGUAGCAGGCCAUGCAGUAUCUGCUCAUUAGAAGCAGUGAUUCUGUUGGCAUUCAUUUUACCUCUGCUGUGUUGUCAUGAAUAGUUGUCUUUUAAAUGAAGAAAAGAGAAAAAAUCUGAUUGUUUCAUAUAUUGUAGCAUUACACUACCUACUGUCAUACUUAACUACCAUGAUGCUGUCUGACAUCCUACAUGUCAGGAUCAAAUCAAACUAUUGAUUGUAUUUGACUGUUUCAAUUCAUGUAUAUCAAUGAGCCUCUAAUCCUCUGUUGCACAGGCGUUAUAUUCAUUUGUCUUUUGUGCCUAGAAGAAGUCACAGGGUGUGAUAGAAACGAUUUUUAAAAAUGUACAAGAAUGUCUUACUGCAGUAUUUUAAGUUCACCUCAAACCUUUAUUUAAACAGGGUCUUGUGUCAGAGUGCAACUGUGAAAGGAUGUUUCAUGAAAGUCAUAUUUACUCCAUAUUGUAAUGUGAUUGUCAGUAUUUGCAUGAAAGCUGUAGGAUUACCUCAGAGUGGAUCAUUAUGAAGCACAUUUUGUAGGAAAUGAAAAAAAAAACAACGUUUACAAACAGUGUCAAGCAUAUAUAGGAAGGUCAUGUUUUUGCUGUUCAUAUAUUGUGUAGUAUUUCAGCACAACUUCUUGUUGUGUAUAUACUUUGUUUUUUUCCUUAAACUUUGCCAAUCAAGCAGGUUUCCUAUAUGUCUUCAACAUAAACCACGAUGACUGGGUAAACCUCAAAUACUGUGGGAUACUGUAUGUUUCAUUAAUGACAAGUAAAGGCAGUAAAGAAAGUUGUUCUUUCAAAGAGAAAGUUGCGUUGACUUACUAAAAGUUUGCUUAUGACUUCCCAUGACUGUCACUUUUUUCUUUAUUAUUAUGCAAAACACAAAUACCCAA
This is a messenger RNA of Xyrichtys novacula (pearly razorfish), 3592 nucleotides long. NCBI's taxonomy places the organism in Eukaryota, Metazoa, Chordata, Actinopteri, Labriformes, Labridae. The record is from the annotation of a GenBank genome assembly.